AUGAAAUUAUUAGCUAGUUUAUUCUUGUUUCUUACCAGUGUGAUUGCACUCGAUGUGAGCUCUACGACAACUAUAACCAGUGCGCUGGUGUUAGGGGAACUGUAUCUUAUUGAAUCAACUGGGGUAUUAGAACUUUUGAAUUCGAUCCAACUUUAUCUUACUUCCUUAACAGUUAGAUCAUUGGGACAGUUCUUUUUUCUAGCUGACAGUUUGACCAAUAUAGAUAUCCAAACCAUGGACAACAGUGGCUACGUAUUGUUUGAUUUACCAGAUUCUACUUAUCUUCCAUUUAGGAGUAACAGUCGAAAUAGUGGUGAAUUUGUGGUGAACACUGGUCAUUCAAUUGUUGAUUUUACUGAUCUUGAUAACACUGGGUCUUUGACUCUUUGGGCAACUUUUUAUACUGGGCCCAUUGCAUUUUUUCAUGGACUUGUUAAUACAGGAAAUAUUUGCUUGCACGAAUUUGUGCUGAAUAUUGAAAAUGCAUCUGGGAAAGGAUGCUAUGCUCUUUCGCAAUCAACGGUUUAUAUUCAAUCUGCUGCUUCGGAUUUUGAACCUACUGUUGUUUUUGAAGAUCCGAGUAAUGGGUUUUAUAUAGUAAAUACCCCUCAAGUUUUGCGGUUGAAAUUAAUUAACUUUGGGAAUGGAAACUUUAUUGGUUUUCCAAAUCAAGGUUAUAUUACCAUGAACUACUUUAGUGGUAGUGGAUACUUGGUAGUUUAUAUUGCGAUUUACGAAAUCUAUGUGAAUAUAGGUUUUGGGUAUGAUUUAGGACUAUUUAUUGCUAGUUCCAAUUCUGAGCAGGUGAGAAUAAAAUACGAUGGCUCUGUUCCAAGCGGAGCGAAUCAGGGUGGUUGUUCAUGUUCUCUAAAUAUUAGAACUCCACCUGCACCGGAAUCAACUAUUGAGCUAGAAACUUCAAGUGAAGUGUCAACUUCAUCCAGCAUUGAAAUUACUUCCAGCUCAGUGGUGACUUCAACUUCAAGCUCAGUAGCAGGUUCUACUUACCGUCUGAGCACUAAAUCUCAUUCAUCCAGUAAGAGCUGCCCAACCCCCAAACCAACCAAUGGGCAUGGAAACAAUGGAAAUGGUCAUGAUAAUAAUCAUGGAAAUGGUCAUGAUAAUAAUCAUGGAAAUAACAGCAACGGAAACAACCAUGGUAACGAUAACCAUAAUGGUAAUGGAAACUCAAAUAAUCAUGAUAAUCACGACAAUGGUCAUGGAAAGGAACAUAAUGAUGGUCAUACUAAUGGAAACGGAAACAAUAACCACAACGACAAUCAUGGAAAUGGUAAUAGCAACAACAAUAACAACAAUCACGGCAACAGCAAAGGAAAAUCAAAUAACAAUAAUGGAAAUGGUAAAGGUAACGAUAAAGGCGGUGGUAAUGGUAAAGGACAUAAACGUCGAGACGUUCUCGAUAAUUCGGCCUGCUCAACUCACAAAUCCAUGUUGGUAUUGGCUUCUCUAGUCUUUUUAGCUAUUGUUUGA
Molecule: messenger RNA, 1491 nt
Organism: Spathaspora passalidarum NRRL Y-27907
Lineage: Eukaryota; Fungi; Ascomycota; Pichiomycetes; Serinales; Debaryomycetaceae
Exons: 1
Coding region: 1-1491 (496 amino acids)
Source: RefSeq, a predicted model, not a curated record